Molecule: messenger RNA, 1308 nt
Organism: Trematosphaeria pertusa
Lineage: Eukaryota; Fungi; Ascomycota; Dothideomycetes; Pleosporales; Trematosphaeriaceae
Product: SET domain-containing protein
Exons: 3
Coding region: 91-1308 (405 amino acids)
Biological process (GO): peptidyl-lysine trimethylation; peptidyl-lysine monomethylation
Molecular function (GO): protein binding; protein-lysine N-methyltransferase activity
Source: RefSeq, a predicted model, not a curated record
UUGACUCAGAGCCGCCCGUACAUCGCAGAUCUACCAACAAUCAGCUAUGCGCAGGUAGCCUAGAAAGAUAACACUUUGCACAAGAGGGAUAUGGCAGCUUUGGAUCCGGGCGAAGAGCAUACGCGCUUCACUGAGUGGGCGAAGAGGAAUGGCGUGCAGAUCAAUGGCGUUGCUCCAGCAAAGUUCGUGGAUAGAGGAAUGGGCAUCGUGGCGGCGAAGGACUUGAAGAAAGGAGACCAGCUAGUCCACGUCCGCAGCACCUCACUCAUCACCGUAGCCCAUCCCUCAAUCCAAGCCCUCAAAUUCCCCGCAAAAACCACCGUACACGCCCGCCUCGCCGCCUACCUAGCUCUUUCGUUCACCAACAAAGGCGGCGAGCUUACGCCAUGGCAAGCCGUCUGGCCCAGCGAACAAGACCUCGAAACCAUCCUGCCGAUCCACUGGCCCAAGAAACUGCAAGACCUGCUCCCAAACGCCGCGAACGUCCUCCUCACCGCCCAACGCUCCAAGCUCGAAAAAGACUACCUCUCCAUCCACUCACUCCCCACCUUCUCGCACCUCCCCAAGCCCCUCUUCACCCACGCCUGGCUGCUCGUCAGCACGCGCACCUUCUACUGGGAGUACCCGGACCUGCCCCCCGCGCACCCGCGGCUCCCCAAGAAGCGCAGCAACCUCACCGCCGACGACUGCUACGCCAUGGUACCCUUCAUGGACUACUUCAACCACUCGCCGCGCGGGUGCGACCCGGCGCACGACCGCAGCGGCUACUCCGUAACCGCAGAUCGCGACUACAGCGCCGGCGAGGAGGUCUGCGUGUCGUACGGGUCGCACACGAAUGAUUUCUUGCUUGCGGAGUACGGCUUUAUUCUGGAGGAGAACGCGUGCGAUGCGCUGGCACUCGACCACAUUAUCCUCCCGCAGCUCUCCGCCGCGCAGCUCGCUACGCUGAAGGAAGACGGCUUUUGUGCUAACUACACUCUCUCCCCUUCCGCUUCCUCCUCCCCAGCAGCAGCAGCAGCAGCAGCGAUCUGCCACCGCACCCAAGCCGUGCUGCGCCUGCUCACGCUCCCGCACCGGCGCUACGCCGCCUUCGUAAGCGGGACCGACGACAGCGCCGCAGACCAGGCCCGCGUGGACGCGUACCUGCUCGGCCUGCUGGUCAAGUACGAGAGGCAGGUUAUGGAGAUACUGGAGGAGGUAGAGGGGCUGGAUGAGACGGCGAGUGAGCAGAAGGAUGUGCUGGGGAGGAGGUGGAGGCAGAUUCGGCGGAUUGUGAGGGGGGCUGUGGGGACGUUGGGGGGCGGGUAG